AUGGACGGAGGAGACGACUGGAAUACAAUUCAAGACGCUGAUUAAGAAGAAAUGCUUAAACAGCUCUAAGGUGAUGAUGGUAAGAAGGUAAAAGAUUCAGGAAUAUAAGAGAAGAAAGCCAAAGAUGCAGCUUCUAAAUACAAGCUUAAACCUGGUGAGGCAGAGGCUAUGCUAAAACGUAGUUAAGCUACUCAUGAAUUACUCAAAAAGGGUGAAGAUGGAGACGCUCCAGAGGCAGGAGAAGAAGAUAAUUUCAACGAUAAUACACAGGCUAAUGGCUGCAGACCAUGGGUUGGUGCUAUCAAGGCUCCUACUUGGUAUAAGAAAGAUCCAAACCUUAGCAAGAAGCCUGAUGUUAAAAUCCAAUUAGAAUAUCUUCACGGAUAUCGUUCAAAAGACUGCCGUAAUAAUGUUAAGUAUUUAAAAGGAGGUAAGAUGGUAUACAAUGCUGCUGGUGCUGCUGUUGUCUUCGAUAUUUAAACUAACACCCAAAAGUUCUUUUUGAAGCACACUGACGAUGUAACAGCAAUAGCUGUGAACAGUACUUAGACUUUAGUCGCUACAGGAUAAGUAUCUGAUACAAAAAAGAAUUGUCCAAUUUAUAUUUGGAAUCCUGAAACCCUUGAGAUAGUCUAAGAAAUAAAAAAUGGAGCUACUAAAGGUUGCAGUUUACUAUCUUUUUCUCCUGAUGGUUCUAAGCUAGUCUCAUUGUCAUGCAAUGAUGGUCACGAUAUUACUGUCAUUAAUGUAAAAACUGGAGCAGUAAUUAAAAGCAAUUCAGGAGGUUAAGAUAAACUCUUUGCUUGCGAGUGGCGUGAUGAUAAUAUUAUCGUCACUGCUGGUGAAAAGCACUUUAGAUUAUGGAAUGCUACUGAUUUUACUUAUAAGAGAGGUAUUUGGGGUGCCCACAAAUGCUCAACUCGUCUUAUUAGUGUUGCAAUCAACCCUCUCAACAAAGAUAUUCUAGUAGGUGCUGCAGAUGGUACUCUUCAGGUUUUCAAGAUGAACACCUGCGAAAAAGUAAUUCAACUUCAUGAAGCUAAAAUUUUAGAUGCUCUUACAUUUAGCGAAGGCUAUAUAGUUACCGGUGGUCGUGACUCAAAUUUAUGUAUUUUAGAUGCAAAGACCUACAAAGUUAUUUAAAAAAUUGAUUUAGGUAAACUUUUAAAUACAUCUCUUUGUGCCAAGGUUCGUUCAGCUUAAUUUAACAGCGAUUGCUCUUUCUUAUUUGUUUCUACUUUUGGUUCUGAAAUCUAUCAAUUAAAACUUUAGCGUGCAGGAGAAGGUUUUGUAGUAUAAGCUUUCAAGUAAUCUAUGGCUGGUCAUUAUUCACCUAAUGGCUCUUGGACUAAUGAAGUCUGGGGUCUUGAUCUCUUCCGUGAUAAUCAUGAUCUCUUUGUUACAGUAUCUGAUGAUUCAACUAUUCGUGUAUGGAGUAUUUCCCAACACAAGCAACUUAAAGGAGCUAGCUUGAAUGUAAAUGAAUAAGGUGAGUAAUUACCUUUAGAUACUAAGAACAAUAAUGAUUACUUUGAUUCAUCAAAGGCUCGUGCUGUAGCAGCUGCACCUAAUGGAGAGGGUUUCUUAGUUGGUUUCAAAGACGGCACCCUUCGUUUCUGUGAUGCUAAUUUGCAUGUAAAGAAGGUAUUUAAGCAUGCAAAAGAAUGGGUUUCAACAAUCAAAUUCUCACCAAAAGGCAACCUUGUAGCAGUUGGUUCUCAUGACAAUAUGAUUUAUGUUUACAGCUAUCCUGAAUUUAAAAAUGUUCAUAAACUAAACAAGCAUACUUCGUUUAUUACUCAUUUAGAUUUCUCAUAAGAUGGUAGUCAUUUAAGAUCUGUUUGUGGUGCUUAUGAUCUUCUCUUCUGGGAUGUUAAUACUGGUGCUUAGCUUACUGCAGGUGCUACCUAACUGAGAGAUGAAGAAUGGGAUACUCAUUCUUGUAUAUUCUCUUGGCCAGUGUAAAAAAUGUGGAAGAAAUCUUACAAUGACUAUACAGAUAUCAACUGGUGUGACCGCUCUCAUACUAAAAUUAACGGCUAUUAUUUAUUAGCAAAUGGUGAUGAUUAUUCCACUGUUAAUCUAUUUAGAUGGCCUUGUGUCAACUCAAAUGCUUAAUGUAUUGAAUCAAAUGGUCAUUGCUCACACAUUACUAAUGUCCGCUUCUCAUAUGAUGAUAAAUACCUUAUCACUACUGGAGGAGAAGAUAACUCAAUUUUAGUUUGGAGAAUAACUGCAAAUUGA
Molecule: messenger RNA, 2244 nt
Organism: Tetrahymena thermophila SB210
Lineage: Eukaryota; Ciliophora; Oligohymenophorea; Hymenostomatida; Tetrahymenidae
Product: HELP domain protein
Exons: 1
Molecular function (GO): microtubule binding
Source: RefSeq, a predicted model, not a curated record